AUGAUCCGUUUUCCUUUGGGGAUUUGUGUCGUAUUUGUGCUGAUAUUUGGUAGGUCAUCUUGACGUGAUAAAUAAAUUUAAACAACUUUAGGAGUCUUUGGAAAAAAUGAUCUAAACAUCCCGGCUCCCCUCGAGAUCGCCGAGGAAAAUCCUGAAGUUUAUAAGGCCUACCAUUUCUUCGUCAAGUCCUUGAUUAAAAACGGCGAUUUGAAAGCCUCUCCAUGCGACGAUUUCUACAACUACACCUGCCAAAAUGCUAAUGUGGCUGAAUGGUGGACGGGUAUCGACCGAGAAAACACCGAUUUCCUUAUCCGUGGUCUCAGAAAGCAUAGGGUAAUGCUCGCUAAAAUAUGUAAAAAUAUCGUUUGGUCUUUCAGGAUGCAAGAUGGUAUCAGCCGAUGAAACGGGAAUUCGACUCUUGCGUGCAUCGGCUAAGGACACCAAACGCGAUGCAUCGGAAUGGAGACGUCUUAAGGAAGAUUUUCAACGAGAUUUUCGAAGAGUUCGGACCAAUCUUUCCGCUGUUUGAUAACCCCAAUUCGUCUCUUAAGAAAAUUAACAGCGAAUUUCUUGGAGACUUUGUUGGAUAUUUGGCGCAAAAAUUCGAGAUUCACACGUUUCUUGAAUUCAAGCUUGAAUAUGGCCGAGUACUUAUUCAGAAAUCCAAACUGGCCUUCCCGGAAGUGUAUUUUACAAAAUAUUUUGGCGAGUUUGAAAAAGAAUAUAAGCAGUCUAUGAGGGACUACUUGAUUCAACUGAAUGAAACGUUUGGCCAGAAGCUGAACGACUCAAAAUUGGAAAAGAGCAUAAACGACGUCAUAGAAUUUGAAAAGACGCUGGCUGAGAUUUUGAGCCACGAAUCUAUGGAAGAUCAGGGUGAAAAUUAUAUUGGGCAGCCCAAAAAUACCGGAUUUAUCAACCUUCAAGCUUAUUUCGACCGAAUCACUAAAAAUAUCCGGCAAGACAGCAGUUUCACAUCGAACACAUUAAAGAUUACCAUAGAAGCCCCCAGAAAGAUCGACGAAAUUCAACGCUUCCUUGCAGAGUCGAGCCCUGAAGUCAUGCUCAACUAUCUGCACAUCCGUUUAGCCAGAAGUCUCAGAAAAUACUUCCCAAGGAAACCAGUCGAAUCACUCGCCGAUCGGUGGCUGCGGGAAGGGAAAGGCGUCACGAAAACGGGUGUCAUCCCGCAUAUUCCUCUGGAGGACGAAUAUCCGGACAGCACUGACGUUGAAAGGUACUGUGCGAAUGCGUUGGGACGCUUUUAUGUAUAUAAUAACGCAAUGGACAGAGUGUUUUUGGACGAAAAGUUGCCCGACACAAAGGAAAGAAGAGAAUUCGUCAAGAGGAUAAAGAUCAUGAUCAACCGGAUUAUCACUGGAUUCAGAGUAAGUGCUGCUUUAAAAUAGGUGCUUGCAUCUAUAUGCGGUUUGUAUACAAAUAAAAUAUUUGUUUGUAUAAUAGUUCCAACUCGACCAGAUUUCAUGGCUCUCUUCGAAAGCGAUGGGUUCUGCCUUUAAAAAGCUGGAAGAAAUGCUAUUCAACGCUGUUUAUGACGACUGGAUCGAAAACGACGACAUUAUGAACAAUCGAUCUCGACCCUGGUUUCACGACGACAUCGAUGUAGACGAGGAUGAGUUUACGGCUUACCAACAUCUCCUUGAACUGAGCCAGCAGGCUAAAUGGAAAGAAUUCCUAGCCAACGAUCGAAAUGCCAAUUUUUCCGGCUCGGUGCGAAUUGUUAACGCUUGGUACAAACCAUGGAUCAACCGUUUUUUCAUUCCGUUGGGGCUUUUACAACGCCCAAUCUUUGACAUCAACUAUCCGGCAGCUGUUCAAUAUGGAGGAAUUGGCGCGGUAAUUGGGCAUGAGAUUGCUCAUGGAUUUGACGCGAAAGGAAUAAAUUACGAUGAUCAGGGAGAGAAGAGGCCAUGGAUGGAUACUGAGUCCAAACGCAAGUUCAAUGAGAUGGUCCAAUGUGUCAUUGGCGAGUACACAGGACUUCACGGAAAGGGUAAAGAUACUGGCUUUGAGGAUUUGGCGGAUAAUGCAGGUGGGUUGACUAUUGCUCGUCUUUUUUCAACAAAAACACAAUACUUUUUUAGGGCUGCGUGCCGCCUGGAACGCCUACAAGUCCGAACAGGCUCUAUGCGGCCGCAACCCUCAACUCCCAUCUUCUCCCUUCAACAAAUUCACUGCAGAUCAACUAUUUUUCUUGGCCUUUUCUCAUCACUGGUGCUCAAACUCGCCGAAACGUUAUUUUGAGUAUGAAGGUCAUUCCCCUCCGCUGUAUAGGGUCUGGGGAUCGAUUCAAAACUUUCCAGCAUUCCGAGCCGCCUUCAAUUGCCCAUCAGGAUCGGCAUAUGCCCCCAAGGAGCAUUGUGACGUAUGGGCGGGAGAAAUUGUGACAUAA
Bursaphelenchus xylophilus (pine wood nematode) is the source of this 2413-nucleotide messenger RNA. NCBI's taxonomy places the organism in Eukaryota, Metazoa, Nematoda, Chromadorea, Rhabditida, Aphelenchoididae. The record is from the annotation of a GenBank genome assembly.